UUAUGGGCAUAAUUAUGUAAAUAUCUUGUCUGCAUCACAGUCGCAGAUCAGUCAGACCUGCCAUGGAAAGCACAGCUGCACUCUACGCCUCUCUAACUCUAAUCUUUCUCCUUCCAAUUAUCCGGCUCCUUAUCCAAUUUUCAGGUUUCAGAUCCAACCAGAAGCUUCCUCCAAGCCCGCCACGGCUUCCCUUCGUCGGCCAUCUCCACCUCCUGAAGCCACCCAUCCACCGCACCUUCCAUAAACUCUCUCAAACCUACGGCCCCAUCUUCUCCCUCCGCUUCGGCUCUCGCCUCGUCUUUGUAGUCUCCUCGCCGUCAAUCGCGGAGGAGUGUUUCACUACGAAUGACGUCGUUCUCGCCAACCGCCCACGUUUGCUCGUCGGCAAGCAUAUUAGCUACAACUAUACCACCAUGGCCACGUCACCUUACGGCAGCCAUUGGCGCAACUUACGCAAAAUCGGCGCUAUCGAGAUCUUCUCCUCUAACCGUAUCAACAUGUUCUCCUCUAUUCGAAAGGACGAGGUCAGGCGGCUCAUCUGCAGACUCGCCCGUGACUCGCGCCGGGGAUUCAUAAAAGUGGAAUUGAAGCCUCUGAUCUCGGACUUGACUCUUAAUAAUAUGAUGAGAAUGGUUGCAGGGAAGAGGUAUUGCGGCGAUGGAGUGAGCAACGGGAAAGAAGCCAAUGAGUUUAAGGAGCUUAUAUCGGUGGUGCAUGAGCUUGCCGGUGCGUCGCAUCCAGGCGAUUUCUUGCCAGUGCUGAAAUGGAUUGGUCACAAUUACGAGAAAAAGGUGAAGAAUACUGCGAAAAGAAUGGAUGGAUUCUUGCAAGGUUUGAUUGAUGAGAAGAGAAGAAAUGAAGAAGAAGGAAACUCCAUGAUCGACCACUUGCUCUCUCGUCAACAGUCAGAACCCGAAUACUACAACGAUCAAAUUAUCAAAGGCCUCAUAAUGGUAAUACUAGUAGCAGGAACUGAUACAUCGAUGGUUACAAUAGAGUGGGCACUGUCUAAUUUAUUUAAUCAUCCUGACAUUUUGAAUAAGGCAAGAGCAGAGAUUAAUGUUAAAAUUGGUGAAAAUCGUUUAAUUGAUGAAUUUGAUCUCCCCAAACUUGAAUACCUUCAAAAUAUUAUAUUUGAGACAUUUCGUUUGUAUCCGGCAGCUCCUCUCUUGCUUCCUCAUAUGUCAUCUGACCAGUGUGUUAUUCAUGGUUAUAAUAUGCCAUCAGAUACAAUUUUAUUGAUCAAUGCAUGGACUAUACACAGAGAUUCUGAGAUAUGGAAAGAUCCAACAAGUUUUAAGCCAGAGAGGUUUGAAAAAAAUAAAGAAGAAGCUCUUAAAUUGAUCAUGCCAUUUGGGUUAGGGCGAAGGACUUGUCCCGGUGCAGGAUUAGCUCAAAGAUUGGUAAGCUUGGUACUAGGAUCCUUGAUUCAAUGUUUUGAAUGGGAGAGAGUGAGUGAAAAAGAGAUUGAUAUGCGAGAAGGGAAAGGAAUCACAAUGUCCAAAUUAGAGCCGCUAGAAGCCAUGUGCAGAGCUCGUCCAAUCAUGGAUAAAGUUCUAAAGUAUGCUGAUUAGUUAUAAAUUCACGUGAUUUGCAUCGGAAUAAACUUGAUCCAGAAGCUCACAAUGAGUAGAAUUU
Molecule: messenger RNA, 1638 nt
Organism: Carica papaya (papaya)
Lineage: Eukaryota; Viridiplantae; Streptophyta; Magnoliopsida; Brassicales; Caricaceae
Product: cytochrome P450 81Q32-like
Molecular function (GO): heme binding; iron ion binding; monooxygenase activity
Source: RefSeq, a predicted model, not a curated record